Salmo salar (Atlantic salmon) is the source of this 2802-nucleotide messenger RNA. The record is from RefSeq and is a predicted model, not a curated record. Lineage: Eukaryota; Metazoa; Chordata; Actinopteri; Salmoniformes; Salmonidae.
GCUAGUGGAGGGAUCUGGCUCCCUUCCCCUCUAGCCUAGCUAGUGGAGGGAUCUGGUUCCCUUCCCCUCUAGCCUAGCUAGUGGAGGGAUCUGGCUCCCUUCCCCUCUAGCCUAGCUAGUGGAGGGAUCUGGUUCCCUUCCCCUCUAGCCUAGCUAGUGGAGGGAUCUGGUUCCCUUCCCCUCUAGCCAAGCUAGUGGAGGGAUCUGGUUCCCUUCCCCUCUAGCCUAGCUAGUGGAGGGAUCUGGUUCCCUUUCCCUCUAGCCUAGCUAGUGGAGGGAUCUGGCUCCCUUGUGCUGCGGUUUCAUCUGAACCGCAUUACACCGCCUUGUGGAUGUGCUGCGGUUUCAUCUGAACCGCAUUACACCGCCUUGUGGAUGUGCUGCGGUUUCAUCUGAACCGCAUUACACCGCCUUGUGGAUGUGCUGCGGUUUCAUCUGAACCGCAUUACACCGCCUUGUGGAUGUGCUGCGGUUUCAUCUGAACCGCAUUACACCGCCUUGUCCAUGUGCUGCGGUUUCAUCUGAACCGCAUUACACCGCCUUGUCGGUGUGCUGCGGUUUCAUCUGAACCGCAUUACACCGCCUUGUCGGUGUGCUGCGGUUUCAUCUGAACCGCAUUACACCGCCUUGUCGGUGUGCUGCGGUUUCAUCUGAACCGCAUUACACCGCCUUGUCGGUGUGCUGCGGUUUCAUCUGAACCGUAUUACACCGCCUUGUCGGUGUGCUGCGGUUUCAUCUGAACCGUAUUACACCGCCUUGUCGAUGUGCUGUGGUUUCGAGGUUUCUUGUCAGUUGUCUUUGCACCUGAGUGAGUUUGCGGUGCCUUGGGCAAAGUACAGUAAAACGCCUCACAACCAUGUUUUAUUUCCAUUUCCUCACGCAAGCAAUUACUGGGAGAGUUAAACGAGAAACAGCGGACGGACUACGUCCCCAAACCCAUGGCCACCCCCAUGCCUCCCAUCCCCACACCCCUCCCUCCUGCCCCGCCACGUCUCCCCACCCCUCCCCUGCCCCCACCGGCCGAACUCCCCCGUCCCACUCCCGGCAAGGUGAGCAGACAGAGCAGCAACACCUCCAGCGACGCCGGAAGUAUCCCAGCUAGCAUCACCAUGAGAGACCACCCGAACCAGAGACCACUGCCAGUCAACCGGAGGAAGUCCAACAUGGAGGAGGUUCAGGAUGAGUUGAUGCACCGCCUCACGUUGGGUCGAAGCGCCAACAAGAAGUUUGCUGUUCCUCCUCGCAGCGCCUCCCUCCCGUCCGUCAACGUCACGUACGACUCCUCCCCCGACGAGGUCAAGGCCUGGCUGCAGCUGAAGGGAUUCAGCUCUGUUACCAUUACCAGUCUGGGAGUAUUAACCGGAGCGCAGCUGUUCUCUCUGAAUAAAGAGGAGCUGAAGACCGUGUGUCCGGACGACGGGGCCAGGGUCUUCAGUCAGGUGACAGUCCAGAAGGCCGCUCUGGAGAGGAGUUCAGGGUCAGAGCUGCAGGAGAUCAUGCGGAGGCGUCAGGAGAAGCUGUUGGUCGCGGCAGGUGACUCAGGAGUGGAGUCAUUGGAUGAGUGCAGCAGCCACUGACCCCCCCCCCAGGCCUCGCCCACCUCCCUCGUGACCACGCCCCUUUACGUUGUCACGGUUUCUGUUUCCAGGACGCCACGGAGCGCGCCCAGUUCGCUGAGAUCCUGAGACGACGACAGGAGGUUCUGGAGCAGUCCCCUUAGAAGGGAAGCAACACUAGACAGAGACUGGAACAUCUGGAGCAGUCCCCUUUAGAAGGGAAGCAACACUAGACAGAGACUGGAACAUCUGGAGCAGUCCCCUUUAGAAGGGAAGCAACACUAGACAGAGACUGGAACAUCUGGAGCAGUCCCCUUUAGAAGGGAAGCAACACUAGAGACAGAGACUGGAACAUCUGGAGCAGUCCCCUUUAGAAGGGAAGCAACACUAGACAGACAGAGACUGGAACAUCUGGAGCAGUCCCCUUUAGAAGGGAAGCAACACUAGGCAGACAGAGACUGGAACAUCUGGAGCAGUCCCCUUUAGAAGGGAAGCAACACUAGGCAGACAGAGACUGGAGCAUCUGGAGCAGUCCCCUUUAGAAGGGAAGCAACACUAGACAGACAGAGACUGGAACAUCUGGAGCAGUCCCCUUUAGAAGGGAAGCAACACUAGGCAGACAGAGACUGGAACAUCUGGAGCAGUCCCCUUUAGAAGGGAAGCAACACUAGACAGACAGAGACUGGACUAUCUGGAGCAGUCCCCUUUAGAAGGGAAGCAACACUAGACAGACAGAGACUGGAGCAUUCGACGUGGACUACCGGGGAUGCCUGAUGGGAAUACCUGUGGAUUUAUACACUUACACUUCAACGAACUAUUAUUGUCUUUGAUUUAAAAAAUGUGUCCGUUAUUUCAUGCACAGGAUGGUGGGGAAGUAGCAGGAGAAAACUCUGGGACCAGAGUUAUUCUAGAUACAGGUGUCAUUGUUGUCUUUUUGGGGGGAGGGGAGGGGUUGUAGGAUAACACAGAAUGGACCGGGUGUGGUCUUGACGUACAGACGAAAUCGAACCGACCAAAAGUUCGAUCUCUAGACUAUUUCCAGAUAUGAAACGAUAAGAUGUUUAUAAUAACCAAAACGUUUGAAUAUUAUUAAUCAUUAUUUUGUGUAAAUCUUCAGGUUUACUGGGUAAAGAGAGGAAUAUGAUAUUUGUGUAUAUCCUGUUUCAUGUUAUGGUAAUGCCAACAAAAAAAAAAUUGUAAACUUCAUAUAAAUGACAUUUGGUCAAAUUAAUUUCAGAUACAGGAA